AUGUCUUCGGACACUGAGAUGGCCAUCUUUGGGAAGGCAACUGUAUAUAUCCGAAAGUGAGAAAAAGAAAGAAUUGAGGCCCAGAAAAAGCCUUUUGAUGCCAAGUCAUCCAUCUUUGUUGUGCAUCUUAAGGUGUCCUUUGUGAAAGGGACAAUACAGAGCAAAGAAUCAGGGAAGGUCACUGUCAAUACAGUGGAGGUGGAAGGUGGAGAUACUCUGACCAUGAAGGAAGAUCAACUCUUCUCUAUGAACCCUCCCAAGGAUGAUAAAAUUGAGGGCAUGGCCAUGAUGACCCACCUCCAUGAACCCGUUGUGCUGCACAACCUCAAAGAGCGAUGA
Molecule: messenger RNA, 339 nt
Organism: Egretta garzetta (little egret)
Lineage: Eukaryota; Metazoa; Chordata; Aves; Pelecaniformes; Ardeidae
Product: myosin-1B-like
Exons: 2
Cellular component (GO): myosin complex
Molecular function (GO): ATP binding; actin filament binding; cytoskeletal motor activity
Source: RefSeq, a predicted model, not a curated record